AUGGCGCGAGAGCUGAGCAAGGAGAACCUGGAGUUGGUCCUCAUGCAGGCCAUGAUGGCCGCCAAGAACGUGCGCACGCAGCGCGACCGCCUCCUGGAGCUCCACCGCCGCCUGGAGCGCCACCGGGCCGCCCCCGCCCCCACCCCUGCCGACGCCGAGGCCAGGCUCGGGCAGAUCGCCUCGGACGUCUUCAAGGUCUAUUACCUCGGCCUGGAUCCCGGCGCCAGGAUGCUCUCGGUCUGCCUCGACACCGCCGUCAAGAACCGCGCCGUCUCCGCCGUCAACAUCGCCUUCGCACUCCUGCCCGACGAGCAGCUCUACGACGCGCUGCUCGCGCAGAAGCUCCCGGCCCGCCCCACCACCCAGGCCCAGGCCAUCGCCCGCGUCGAGUCCGCCAUCUUGGCCGUCAAGAUGCUCGAGGAGCACCACCUCCCGCGCUGCGUCGAGUGCCUCGUCGGCGGCCAGGCCCCCGUCCCCGGCAAGCCCCGCGACCCGGUCGCCGCCGCCACCGAGAGCCUCGCCAAGGCCGAUCUGUCCGACGACCCGGACGCCACCGCCAAGACCCGUCACGUAGCCAGCGACGGCGACGUGGACAAGGCGCUCGACUACCUGUGCCGCGCAAACCGGAUCACGGCCCUCGCCAUCAAGCACAUCGACCUCGCCGUCGCCGUCCUCUCCCGCUUCCUCGACCGCAAGGAGCUCGCCCGCCUCGCCAAGUUGACCGACCGUGGCGCCUACCUAGGAGUUGAGAUUAGCCAGCCCACUACUUCACCUGAUCCAUCGACGCUGUCGACAUGGGACUGA
Molecule: messenger RNA, 804 nt
Organism: Triticum turgidum subsp. durum (durum wheat)
Lineage: Eukaryota; Viridiplantae; Streptophyta; Magnoliopsida; Poales; Poaceae
Source: the annotation of a GenBank genome assembly